Pantherophis guttatus is the source of this 9148-nucleotide messenger RNA. It is a transcript of the gene MGAT1, whose product is annotated as alpha-1,3-mannosyl-glycoprotein 2-beta-N-acetylglucosaminyltransferase. Gene Ontology annotation, cellular component: Golgi apparatus. Gene Ontology annotation, biological process: protein N-linked glycosylation. The record is from RefSeq and is a predicted model, not a curated record. Lineage: Eukaryota; Metazoa; Chordata; Lepidosauria; Squamata; Colubridae. Gene Ontology annotation, molecular function: alpha-1,3-mannosylglycoprotein 2-beta-N-acetylglucosaminyltransferase activity.
GUAGGCAAUCAAACUUGUUUAGCUGCCAGAAACUUUCCUCUGACAUUUUGAUAAAUGCUCCUGAUAUUCUAGUAGCUAUUAGUCUAGCAGUGUUUCUCAACCUCAGCAAUUUUAAGUAGUGUUGACUUCAACUCCCAGAAUUAACCAGCCAACAUGGUUAAACCAACAUCUUAAAGUUGCUGAGGCUGAAAAAACACUGGUUUGGUGGUAAGACCCAAAAAACAUGAGUUACUGACUUCUCCUAGAUGAAUUUGUCUGGCCUUUCAUUUCUCAGGAAUUCACAAAGGCUUGGUUCCUUUAUUUAAUCAUGUUUUAAUACCCAGAACCAGCGGUGAAAUCCAGCAGAUUGUGACAGGUUCUGGAGAAUCGGUAGCGGAAAUUUUGAGAAAUUCGGAGAACCGGCAAAUACCACCUCUGGCUGGCCCCAGAGUGGGGUGGGAAUGGAGAUUUUGCAAUAUCCUUCCCCCAGGAGUGGGGAGGGAAUGGGGAUUUUGCAAUAUCCUUCCCCUGCCACGCCCACCAAGCCACGCCCACAGAACUGGUAGGGAAAAAAAUUGAAUUUCACCCCUGCCCAGAACUGUCCUUUUCCUAGAGAGAAAAAACCUCCCAUUUGUUUAAACUCUGCUAAGUCAACUUUUGUGCAACACACACACUCCACACCCCAAAUUAUUGAAUGUCAGAGAUGAAUACCUAAGACACUCUUCACUGUACUGUAUUUGUCCUCUGUUGCUUGGGAUUGUGGUUUACACGAUUGCUAAAUGAUUUUAUUGUGAUCAUGUACUCUCUGUCUAGUCUGGCUGUGAGGGAAAAUGGAAUUUUAUUUACCAAUGGAUUUUAAACAUCUGAUGGUCUUCAAAUUGGAACUCCACAGAGGCAUACGUGAAAAUUCUUUGUUGAGCCUCACUGAAUUGAUACUUGCAUCUUACAAGUUCAGACAAUGAGCAUUUGGAAAGUUUUUUUCUUAAUGAGGGUGUGUGUUAACAUGAUGCCACAUUUAAGUACAUGUUUUUUCUUCAGUUCACUCAAGUCAAAUUUCCAGGACAAGUCCCCACAGUUUUCUUGGAUUUUCAGAAAUGGUUUGUCAUUGCCUCCUUCCUAGGACUGAGAGAGAGUGACUGGCUGCCCCAAAUUCACCCAGCUGGUUUUGUGUAUAAAUGAGAGUAGAAUGCACAGUCUCUUAGUUUCUAGUCUGGUUCCUUCACCUCUGCCCAAACUGCUUAUCUUAGGCUAAUUUAUUCAGCUGCAAAAGGCAGAAUCCUGCAUUCUGAAUAAGGUAAAGGUAAAGGUAUCCCUCGCAUGUAUGUGCUAGUUGUUCCCAACUCUAGGGGGUGGUACUCAUCUCCAUUUCAAAGCCGAAGAGCCAGCCCGAAGACGUCUCCAUGGUCAUGUGGCUGGCAUGACUAAAUGCCAAAGGCGCACGGAACGCUGUUACCUUCCCACCAAAGUGGUCCCUAUUUUUCUACUGCAUUUUUUACAUGCUUUCGAAUUGCUAGGUUGGCAGAAGCUGAGACAAGUAAUGGGAGCUCACCCUGUUACACGGCUCUAGGGAUUCGAACCACUGAACUGCCGACCUUUCGAUCGACAAGCUCAGCAUCUUAGCCACUGAGCCACUGCAUUCCGGCUGAAUAAAGUUUGCCAAUAAAGUUUAUUAACUUAGCACCCUGGUAUUAGUAGACAUUCUUAGGGUCAAGUACAUAAAACAGAUGUAAUUUUGUUGCUAUUUAUUUUUGUAUUGGGGCAUAUGUGUUUUUACAUUCGUUUUUAAAUUUUUUAAAUUUUUGUGAAGAUGUGGGUUUUUUUAAAAAAAUGGCUUCAUAGAAAAAAACAGUGUUCUGCUCUCUGCAUAUUUGAGAAAUUCAAGUUAUUUUGCUUUGCCUUGAAAUAUAAAUCAACCAAUUUAACGAUCACCCUUGAUUUCCCCCAAAAUAUAAAAAUAUCUUCCUGCCUCUUGUUUCUGAAGAACCGAUAAUGAUGAUAAUGCAAUUUAUAGGAUGGAUGGGCUAAUAAACAAUUAGAGUUCAUUGUGAGACAAACAACAGUUCCUGCCUGAAAUCUGAGUCUGCCUUCAAUUAGUAAAUAAUCUAUCUUGGUUUUAAAACUGUCUUCUUCAAGUCAGAAAUCUUCCACUUAGAAGGUUCUGAAGCUUCGAGGUAGACUAACUAAAGCUAUGCUUUGCUCCUUCAUAUCACCAGGAUCUUACUUAAUGUACUCUAGAGGACCAUUCUCUAGAGAAUCAACCACUGUUCUGUUUUGCUCUGAGACUGAGAUAAUCAGCCUGGUGUCAUCCAGGAAUUGUUAAUUUCAGCUCUCGUAAAUCUCAGCCAAAAUGGCCAGCAGAAACAUGUAGUUAGGAGUUCAAAGUCAAAAGAAAAAGUGAGAGUGAGACAACAUUCUGUCUUCUUUUGUGAACAGACCUGUACUGUGGUUGGAAAGUACAGGUAAUUCUCAACUGACAACUGAAAGUGUGACUGGAAUUUCAGUCAUAAAUUACGGCAGUCAUAAGUUGAGGCAUCCGUAUAACCAGGCCGAUUUUAUGACCAUUUUUAUGGCAUUUGUUAAGCAAAUCACAUAAGUCUGAAUCCAUUCUCCCUUAUGGGCAUUGUUUGCCAGAAGCCAGCAAAAUAAAUAAAUAAAUCACAAAUCUCUUGUCAUGUGACCAUGUGGCACUACAGCUUGUCAUAAAGUGAGUCAGUUGCCAAGUGCCUGAAACGUAACUAUCAGACGUAGAAUCACAGCAUUUUACAACAGCAGGAAGAUGUUUAUAUGCCAUAAAGCACCCGUUCUGAGGCUAUUGGGAUUCCAAAUGGUCAUUAAAUGACCAGUAGUAAGUCAAGGACUACUUGUAGUGUAUGUGUGCGAGAGAGUGAGAGAGAGAAAGGAAUUAUUUUGAUUUGUAAAUCUCAGUUUCAGAGGAAUGCCUAAUGGAAUUAAGUUUUAUUAAAGUAAAAACUUGGGUUUGUUCCUAAGCGCAAUUGUCUCACAUUCUGUAAAUUAACUAUCUUUAUAGCCAUCCACUAUGGGCAAAACUUUAUUGAGUGAAACAUAAUAAGAAAUUGAAACCCAAAGAUGCUUUUUCAAGAGGCAACUGGACUUUCUGGUUUUUUUCUUCAGCUCUGACUGGAUAGUGGGGAAUGGAAGGAUUCAGUCAGAGCUGAAGAAGCUUCUUGGAUGAGAAGCGAAACGUCUUCAAAGAAAAACAAGAAACUCCAGUUGCUUCUCGAAAAAGCACUUUUGAGACAACCAUGACCUGGAUGACUUGAGAAUCUCCAUAGACAAGAAAUUGAAACAUAAUAAAAGGUUUCGGGUAGGCGGAACAUUCUGGAAAGGCAAUGCUAAUACUGAAGUUCUCUUUGUCAGCACAUCCUAAUCUUUAUUUUGCAAGGCAAAUACAAAAAUCUAGUUUCCUGUUCUGAAAAGGAACUGAACUUUGUUUUUAUUAGAGGAAAAACAGUUUUGUUGAUGAUUAAAAAAAAAGAAGACUAGUCUCAGUUACUUGCUGCUGCUUGGAUAAAUUUCAGUUGAUUUAAGAGGAGGAAAAAUAAGAGACUGAUCCACUUGGACCUUUUCCCCCAAUUAGUAAACUACUAUCUAGGAAACUGUUCUUCUGCUUUAAAAGAUAAAAUAGUAAAACCCUUUGAUAAGAAGACUGCAUAUGGAUGAUCCUGAUGGGAUUAGCACUCCCCAUCCUUGCUGACAGAAAAGGCAGGCUGUGGGCCCCUUGGUCAAGGAAUUUUGGCUAUCAGGGUCCAGGAUACUGCUGAAAAUCACUGGCAAAAUUGCCAAUUUUUAUAACUAUUAUUGGUUGUUUCUCUUUUAAAAGGGUAGAAAUGAAAAGAGAGCUGUGGAAGGUGAGUUUACCAUUAGCAUCCUUUUAAAAAAUGUUUUAAUGAUUAAUUUACUCCAAAACAGCCUGAAAUUGUGCAGCCAGUAAUUUAUCCAUGAGCUUCCAUGCUCUACUGGAAUCUGGCUCUCCCCAUUGCUUUCCCUCUUGCACCCUAAAAAGCUGCAGAUGGCUUGUAUCAGAGGUAUUUGGAAAAUGCAGUCAGCCUUGGUGAAUUUACCAUGUCAAGUGCAGAGUUGGGAUUUCUCAGAAAAUCUGAUUGGAAUUAGACAAGUGGGUGAAAGAUGGCAGCCAAGACAUUUCUUGAGCCAAGUGAACAAACUGCUCGCAUCCUAUGCAGAAUCCAUAACCCUCCUGAUGAACUGAAGUUCCUACUAACUUUAAUCAGUGUAACCGUUAGUGAGGAAGUUUGGAAUUGUCGUUUCAGCUGCAUUUGAGAGACUACAGGUUAACUAACAAUACGCUGGGAUAAUUAAACUUCCAUGGUUUUUAAAAACUGCCAGCACUGUUUCCCUUCAUGUUGAGAUAGGAAAGUGAUGAAAACGAGCAUAAGCCUUAAAGUAGUUAAUAUAACACAUACACACUUCCAAUGCCCUCCAAAAUUCGAUUCCAUUCACUUCAUCUUCUUGAAAUACGUCUUCUGUUUUCUGUUUUCAAGACUCCUUUGGUGAAGAGUUGAGUUCCACGUAAGAAAUGGAUUGCUUCUUAUGUAACACCUAAUGGGUGAUUAACCCAAGCCUUUUGAUGGGGAAACAUACCUAUACUUCAUAUUUUGGAGACAGAUGCUGCAACUUAGGCCAAUAACACAAAGCCUAAAAGUACAGAAUGUUACCUUUUGAAAAAUGCUGAAAGCAGAUAAGGCAAAUCUUUGCCAUUGAAAUUACGUAGGUAUGUCUGUAUAGGAAUGCACUGUUACAUAAAGACAGUACUUUGCUACAAAGUCGUGUCUGUGCUUCGAAUACUGUACAUAUUUUGCUCUGCUGUAAGCGCUUUUCUUUGCGAUAUGUCUCAAAAAUUUCAGUGUGUAUUAAAGAAAUAGUGGCAUUAUGAUCCCACAAAAAUUUUUUUGAAAUGAGCAAUAAUUCUUCAGUAGAGCACUGUUGAAAACUUUAGAUCAGUGGUUCCCAACCUUUUUUUGGCCAUGCCCCACCUAAGCAUCUCUAAAAUCCUGAUGUGACAUAUAAUUCUUACUUUACUCAAAAAGUGAACUCUACUCAUGCGGAGGAAGCCUAAAAGGCUAUUAACUUGGUUUAAACAAGGUUCAAAUUGCCCCCAUUAAAAAUCAAAUUGCCCGCCUGUGGGGCAUGGGCCCUACGUUGGGAACCACCGCUUUAGACGUUUGGUAGCCUUAUAGAGUUCAUUCAUAUUAUAAGAAUGAGGACCAUUUUUUUGUUAAAAGCAACUUCUGGGAAUGUCCCAGAAUGUCAAAGAAAUCACCCUAGUUCUGUUUCUCUCCCUCCUCCCACUCUGCUCUUUCAAAAUGUAGUCAUAUUGAUAAUACUAUAACAGCUUUUCUCAUGUAAUGUCAUUCAAAUAUGUGGGUCUAAAGUAACCAGAAAGUUGUCAGAGAACCAGUUUUGUGUAAUAGUUAAGGCACUUGGCUAGAGUCCAAGAAUUCUGCACCCGUCUUAGGCACAAAGUUAGCUGGAUGACUUUGGGCCAGUCCCUCUCUCUCAGCCCUAGGAAGCAGACAUUGGCUACUUCUGAAACCUUGCCAGGAAAACUGAAGAGACCUCUCACCCCAAUUGGACUAGCCUGCUCCACUCCAGCAGAAGUCUACUACGGAUCCCGUCUGUUAAGCAAUCCCGGCAGACAGGGUCAAGGAGAAGAGCUUUUUCCACUGUGGCCCCCAUUCCUAUGGAAAUCUCUACCACCGGAGGUUGAUGGUGGCAAUUUGAAGCUCAUCCGAGGGGUGGACAUAAGAGGACAGAGUGCGGCCUAUGCCUGUGAAGGAUGCUGAAGAAAAGUAGCCUGAUUGUCUGGGGCCUGGUGCUUUUUGUGGCCUGGAACGCCCUGAUCCUUUUCUUCCUGUGGACUCGGCCACAAUCUUUAUCGGACCAUAGCCGCUUAACUGAAGAGGUGAUCCGACUGGCCCAGGAUGCCGAGGUAGAAUUAGAGCGCCAAAAGGAGCUUCUACAUCAGAUUUAUCGCUAUAGUUCACUCUGGAGCAAACGGAAGGCCAAAAACCUCCACCUGUCGGGUGCAGUGUCGGUCCAGCCUUCCACAGCUGCGUCCUUGCCCCAUCACAAUCAGAUAUCACCUGAUGCCGUUUUGCCUGUGGUGGUGAUUGCCUGUGACCGCAGCACAGUCCGCCGUUGUCUAGAUAAACUAUUGCAUUACCGUCCCUCAAAGGAGCGAUUCCCCAUCAUUGUAAGCCAGGACUGUGGACAUGAGGAAACCGCUAAAGUCAUUGCCUCCUAUGGAGAUUCUAUCAUGCACAUCAAGCAGCCCAAUUUAAGUGACAUCCCUGUGCCUACCGACCAUCGCAAGUUUCAGGGAUACUACAAAAUUGCUCGACACUAUCGCUGGGCCUUGAGCCAAGUUUUCCGGACUUUCAAAUACCAAGCAGCCAUUGUAGUGGAAGACGACUUGGAAGUAGCUCCCGAUUUCUUUGAAUAUUUUCAAGCGAGUUUCCCACUUCUACUGGCUGACCCAACCCUUUGGUGUAUCUCUGCCUGGAACGAUAACGGCAAGGAGCAGAUGGUAGACGUUGCCCAUCCCGAGCUUCUCUAUCGUACUGAUUUUUUCCCUGGUCUGGGCUGGCUUCUGCUCUCUGACUUGUGGGACGAGCUGGAACCCAAGUGGCCCAAGGCUUUCUGGGACGACUGGAUGCGACAGCCUGAACAGCGGCAGGGCCGUUCGUGCAUCAGGCCUGAAGUGUCACGCACAAUGACUUUUGGCCGUAAAGGUGUGAGCCACGGUCAGUUCUUUGACCAAUAUCUGAAGUUCAUCAAGCUCAAUGACCGUUUUGUGCCUUUCACCCAGAUGGACCUUUCUUACCUCAAGAAGAAUAACUAUGAACACUCAUUCUUGGCCCAGGUCUAUGAUGCCCCUCAACUGCGUGUCGAAGAAUUACAGGGGAACCAGCGCCGGGAGUUAGGUACUGUCCGAGUGCAGUAUACCACUCGUGACUCUUUCAAGGCCUUUGCAAAAGCCUUGGGUGUUAUGGAUGACCUCAAAUCAGGAGUGCCCCGUGCUGGGUAUCAGGGCAUUGUCAGCUUCCUUUACCGAGGCCGCCGUGUUUACCUGGCUCCUCCUCCUGACUGGACAGGCUAUGACCCCAGCUGGAGUUAGCAGCUGAUGAUUUUUGAGCAUGUUGGAUCCCAUCAGGGAAAAGGGUGCUUGGGUAGGGGUGGGGGGGGGGCAAAACUCUGUAUUUUCUUCUCCUGUGUGGCAUUCAAGGUGCAUUCCAGGAAUGAGGAUUGUUUUGUGCACUUAAUUUGGGGGAGGAGUUAAUGGCAGGAGGAAUGGGUUACGGGGUGGCGGGCUGUAUUCCAAAGCCCCAACAUCAUAGAUGAGAAGGAGCGUUCUGGGUUCUCUGUUCUCUCCCCAGUGCCCGCCUGCUUUCUUGACAUUGCUGCCUGUCCACUGAUUAGAUCCUUGGUGGCUUGUCCAAAUUGGUGCAUGUUGAGGUCAAAGUGAAUGCUAAACCAAAGCAGUGACCCACUGAAGUUUUCCCGGUUUCGUUGAGAUACAGCAGGCCAGAGCAACUUGUGAUCUCAUGAGGCAGAUGUAACUCCUCAGUCAAAUAGUGUGUUUGGCCACAGACUUCAUACAUAUCUUUAAAUUCUAGCCAAGCAAAAUGGGGAGGCUUGUUAAGUUGCCGAGAAACUAUGACUCAAAACCGGCACACUGCAUUCAACUUGAUAGGUCACAGGUAAGCUGUAGGGAGAACAUAAAAAGCUUUUCUCUCAGUUCUUGGCUGCUGCUUCACGUCUCACCUGGGCACCUGUAAGGUUUGGAAAGCAGGAAGCUCUUAUGGAUGAUCAUUGAAUCCUCAAAAGGACCAUCUUUAUUGACCAUAUUGGCCAUUUUUAUGUUGAUCUCUUAGAUAUCCUAAUCCUUUAACCCUAUUGAAUGGGACAGUGGAGAUACAAUGUGCACAACGACAAACUUAAUAUGAUUGUCACUCAGAUGAGAUGGAAAGGAAGGUCAGAGCCUCUUUUAUUGCUUUUAUUUGGGCACUAGGAUAGAGUAGUCACAGAGCAUGAACACGUGCUACCCUUUUUAUAGCUCCAUGCUGGGACUUGUUAACUUUAGCUUAAAUGAAGUUUUGGAUGGAGGUGGGCAUUUUUCUUCUCAUCCUCUUACCUGGUAUUGAGAUACAUGAAGGUUUUGACUUUGCAGCCUUCUAGCCGGUGCCCGGUGUCAAAUGGUCCUUUCUCUAAGCCACAACGGGAAAUGAUGGGCUGCAAGUGGGCCAUUAAAUUUGAAAGUGGCGCCUGGGGAGGAAGGCCCAAAGCUAGCUCUUUAUGACGCAUGAAGGAGCAGUCGGACCUUUCAGCCUCCCCUUGUAAUCUGAAAUGAUGGAGGCUUCCGGUAUAUCUAUUUAAGGGAAGCUGACCAAUGGCUUGAGGUCGGUGCCAUGUUCUCUUCCCAGGUUUAUGAGGAGAACUUGCCCAAGGCUGCCUUAAUUUCCCUGGUGUAGGAACUCCAUCCAGAUCUACGGCAGAGUGUGCUGGUGGCUCUGUUGCAUUUCUUUUAAUUACUGGGGUUUUUUUUCCUGAAUGGCCAUAUUGGAAUUGGUCAUUGCUACAUAUUUAGAACACUGGGCAGUAAAAUAGAAUGGAGGAAGGAGACUCCUUGAGGCAUCGGAGCAUCUCAUGAAAGGACUUCUCCAAACAAGGAGUCCAGCCUUAUUCAGUGGGGCAGAGUCCAAUCUUCCCUAUUCUUGCCUUUGGGAGUUGCCACUGAGCUGCUCCAGAUGCCACUUUAUGAGGCAGGCAUGAGGAAGCGACUUCAGACCUCCUUUGGCCAAAAUUUAGACCACACCAAAGGGUAUUGCGUUGUUUGAAUGCUUAUUACUUUUUCUCUCUUUUAUGCGUAAGACCACCUCCGUGAUGAACGGAGGAAGGAAGAUUGUGUUUUGGCAUUCCACUUCAGUGAGGGGAGGUUUUCCCUUUAUAUAUCUGCUCCUCUGGUUGGUGCAAGUGGGCAGGUAGGAGAUGGUGCCUUGGGGAGACUGCUUUGAAUGGUUUGAUGCAUCUGCUUACGUCCUGAGAUUUUUCUUUUGGGGAAAAAAAAGAAACGAAUGCUGCAGAGGAAGAGGCUCUCUAAAAAUAAAAAUAAAAAAAAGACCGACUGUGA